AUGGAUGAUAUCCAGAUCGCUCCCUCCUUGAAGUACUCAACCACCGAUGCAGCGCCUGAUACUCCAAAUCUCACGCUUUCGCUAGAGCUGCAAGGACUUAGCGACUCCAAGAUCGCCAAACGAAAUUCCAACAGUGGAAUUAUCUUCCGCAUCCAUCGAAAUACUGAUGACCACGACCAGCCCUGCUCGUUCUACUGGUCCGAGACUGUGGAUGCCUGGGGCUCCGGAGGCUUGGUGCUCCUUCGGCACAACCAGGGCCAACUAGAGAGAGUCAGUCUCCCUUCUGAGCCAUGGCGGGCGCAUGAUCCGAGAGAGCGGAUCGCGCGAAAUCCCCAUCGUCUGUUUGAGCUAAAGCCCGGUGAGAGUACGUGGUUUUUUGCGGGUAUUCCAGAAAGUUGGCUCGACACUAUGGUGUCGGGGGAGAAGUACGAACUGUUAUGGCCUGGUGGUGAGAUUUACUGGUGGGCAUGGGGCGGCAUCGCAGAAAAUGAAAUCAGGUCGCGUGAUGGUCUACCCCGUGCCCUUCUUUCAGGGACGCCUCGUGUGUCGUUCACGGUGGUUGAAGAGCCACCGGCUCCUCUAUACGAGACACCACGGCCAAAAUGGCCCCAAAAUCCAGCUCCUAGGACACCGCUAUUCACAGUUGUCCUGACUGGCGCUGGAAGUAUGGAAAUGACAGAUGUGAACUUUCAGCUGGUACAAACAGUCACGUAUCGAGGUCUUGUCUCCAAAGAUCCAGGCGCCGAUCCAGAGCCGGCCACACAGCUGAUCACCUUCGAUGCCUUCAAUCUCAUGAUUCCUUUUGAAUGGGCUUUUCGGUCCCGAGGGAACAGCGAAUGGGAGUACUGCCAGGAUCAAAGCGUUGAUUGUGCCUUGACCGACUUGAUAUACGAUAGCGAGACUGCUGUGAAUGUCGGUAAGGAUCGUAGAUGGAUAAGCCUUGCUCCUGGGGAGUCGUGGAGCCAGGAACUUGAAAUUGACGAACGGCUUCCCUCGGAUCUGGCUCCUGGUGACAACAUUCGGUACCAGCUGGAAGGAGAGAUUAUUAAGAUGUGGAAUUGGGGCAGCAAGGAAGAUCAUGCGCAGACCGUGCUGAUGCUACCGAGUGGCCGUGAUGCCGGUGACUGGAUUAAUCGGUCGCCCAUAGUGGUACCCGCGUCAAAUCCGCUAGAGUUUACGAUAAUUAGUUAG
This is a messenger RNA of Penicillium canariense, 1191 nucleotides long. RefSeq lists its product as uncharacterized. The coding region runs from base 1 to 1191 and encodes 396 amino acids. NCBI's taxonomy places the organism in Eukaryota, Fungi, Ascomycota, Eurotiomycetes, Eurotiales, Aspergillaceae. The record is from RefSeq and is a predicted model, not a curated record. The transcript has 3 exons.